AAAGAUAAGCAUCUGCCAUUGUUGAAAUAACAGUCAGCAUCAGCAUCCAUGUAACUCUGCGAUAUGCAUUUUACCCUUCGUCCACAGCUAUUGCUGUCACUCGCAUACUGUAGACUUAAGCCCUGUAAAUAAGCGGCAGUACAUAUCCAGUAUAUCCAGAAAUGGCUGAGCGGGUGACGCCUUGGCGCUCCAAGCCGUCGCAGGAGGUUGUGGACCUCUUGCAGCUUAUGGGCAAUGUCCAACUAUUCCUGGUACAGCGCCCAGGACCCACAUCUUUCGUUGUGCGAGAAGAAGGGAGUGACGUCAAGCGAAAAGUGCAGAUUGGAUCACGCAUUAGCUGCUCAUGCUCCCCCACCAUGGGUCCCGGCGGCACCUGCCGGGAGCUCUGCCUGCACACGCUGUUCGUGAUGCUCAAGGUGCUGCGGGUGCCGGCAAGCAACCCGUUGCUGUGGCAGCUCUCACUCAGCGACCGGGAGCUGGAGGAGGUGCUGCGCUGCGCCAUGCAGCCCGAGCGGCCGCCGCAGGAGGCAGCCCGCACGCGGCCCGCGGCGGACAAGACACCGGCGGGGCAGGUCAAGCGCAGGGAGGUGGACGAGGAAGACCCCUGUCCGAUCUGCUACGAGGACAUGGUGGGUCAGGAGCUGGACAACUUGGUGUGGUGCCGCUUUGGGUGCGGCAGGAACGUGCACGGGAAGUGCAUGGGCGUGUGGAUGGAGCACCAGAUCCACUCGCUGGGCAAGGAGCUCACCUGCCCGCUGUGCCGCUCCGAGUGGGGCGACUUCAAGUGGCGCCCGCCGCCGCCCCGCCGCAAGACGCGCGAGGAGCGCAAGGACGUGCACUACGGCACUCACUGCGGCGCGUGCAAGAGGGCGCCUCUCAUCGGCAAGCGCUUCCGCUGCCUCAUCUGUGCCGACUUCGACCUGUGUGAGCCCUGCUUCAACGGCGGACACCACCCGCAGCACCCCUUCGCCGUCAAGGACAGCCCCAAGUCCUUCGGCGCGCCCGCGGACCGACCCACCAUGAUGCCCACCGCACUGCCGCUCGCACCCAGACAUCCCGCACCACCACCACCCCCAGCACCUGCAGCUCCCCCGGCUCCGACCUCACAACCGCCCGUGCCACCUCCGCUGCCAGGAGGGGGGACAGCAGCAGGCGGGGUGCAGGGGUUAGCGGCGCUGCCGCCGCCGGGUCCGGG
Molecule: messenger RNA, 1195 nt
Organism: Astrephomene gubernaculifera
Lineage: Eukaryota; Viridiplantae; Chlorophyta; Chlorophyceae; Chlamydomonadales; Astrephomenaceae
Source: the annotation of a GenBank genome assembly